Messenger RNA from Phialemonium atrogriseum, 610 nucleotides. RefSeq lists its product as uncharacterized. The coding region runs from base 107 to 535 and encodes 142 amino acids. The transcript has 2 exons. Lineage: Eukaryota; Fungi; Ascomycota; Sordariomycetes; Cephalothecales; Cephalothecaceae. The record is from RefSeq and is a predicted model, not a curated record.
GUCAUAUCGUUUCUAUCGUCUUGAAGCCGAUACAGUGACAGUUUUUCAGCUGCUACUUCCUCGCGUUACUCAUGUUGCUGUCAUCUGUGACAGUUCUUCAACCGCCAUGAAGCGCUUCCGACCGCUGGCGGCAAAGGGGGGGCCACCACCGGCUUCCCAGGAGACACAGGCCCCUUCCCGAGCAGCUCCGACCACCAAGCAGCGCCGCUAUCGCCACAAGAAUGAAGAAUGGGAAUUGCGCAGAGCGACUAUCAGCACAUUGUACCACGAUGAAGAUAAGAGCGUGGACGAAAUUGUCGCUAUCCUCGCCCGCGAUGGAUUCAUAGCAAGCCGGCGCCAAUAUCUCAACAAGUUCAAUCUGUGGGGGCUGCAGAAAAACAUCAGGCAGAAUGACAUGAAGAUUCUCGUCGCCAAGGGUGAUGCUCGCAUGGCCCGGAUGGGCAAGAAGACCACCUUCUUUCUCAACGGUCAGCCCCUGGCAGUCGAGUGCCUGGAGCGCUUCAAGAACAGGCAGUUUAUUAGGCAGGGACGCUAAGAUCAAUGUGCCACUCAAAAACAAAGACAACGGCUUUGGAGACUUCUUCGCUCGGCAGACCACUGAGAAUGCCCG